AUGAAGCUCGCCGUCACCGCCACGGCGGUCCUCGCCGGACUCGCCCAGGCCAACUACCUGGUCGCCGUUGACAAGAUCGCGGCCCAGGCACCGACCGCGACUGCUCGGCCGCUCAUCUGGGCGCCGCCGCCGAAGCACGACUUCCCUGCACCAGGAGACCCGGCUCCGACAAGCGUCGUCCAGACUCAGGUAACCCGGGUCUUCACCCCGCUGCCCUCGCCCUCGCCUGUCACUGCUACGACGAAGGUCUCUGCCUCGACCAAGGCCUCUGCUACAACGAAGGCCAGCGCCUCGACGAAAGCCAGUGCCUCAACCAAGGCCUCUGCUACAACGAAGGCCAGCGCCUCGACUAAGGCCUCUGCUACAACGAAGGCCAGUGCCUCGACGAAGAAGCCCACCACUACCUCCAAGAAGGACACUACCUCGACGAAGAAGCCCACCACUACAUCCAAGAAGGAUACUACCUCGACGAAGAAGCCCACCACUACAUCCAAGAAGGACACUACCUCGACGAAGAAGCCCACCACUACAUCCAAGAAGGAUACUACCUCAACGAAGAAGCCUACUACUACCUCCAAGAAGGACAAUGUCACACCUUGCAAGUCUUCUUCCGCCAAGAAGCCGGUUACGACUCCAUGCAAGAGCUCCUCUACCAAGAAGCCGGUUACGACUCCAUGCAAGAGCUCCUCUACCAAGAAGCCGGUUACGACUCCAUGCAAGAGCUCCUCUACCAAGAAGCCCGUCACGACUCCCUGCAAGAGCUCCUCUACCAAGAAGCCCGUCACGUCUCCCUGCAAGAGCUCCUCUACCAAGAAGCCCGUCACGUCUCCCUGCAAGAGCUCCUCUACCAAGAAGCCCGUCACGACUCCCUGCAAUAGCUCCUCUACCAAGAAGCCUGUUACAACUCCCUGCACCACCCUUAAGAAGAUCGUCACUCCCUGCAAGUCUUCUACUAAGGUCACUACAACUCCCUGCAACACGGCCAAGAAGUCAACCAUCCACAAGAUCAUUACGUCAACCCGCCGCGCAAACAUCACCAGCGCCGUCGUUCACAAGACCUCCGCUAUCGUCGUCGUUGUGCCCCCCUCCUCAAAGCCCGUGGCCGUCUCUACGCAGCGCGCUGUUCCCGUAAAAUCCCCGUGCCCUACGGUGACUCGAUACCAGAACUCUACGGCGACUGCUGCCCGCCCUCACGUCAAAUCAGCUCAACCUCCCGCUCAACCUCCUGCACAGCCUCCGGCCAAGUCUCCCACUCAGCCGUCUGUUAAGCCCCCCGUCAAGCCGCCUGUCGAGCCGUCCCCGCCCACCCCAAGCAAGCCUUCCACUGUCCCCACCGCUGGCGGCAACAACGUCAAAGUGUCCUUGAGUCUUGCAAGUGUUGUCCUUGUCGCCAUCGCCUUCUUCUAG
Colletotrichum higginsianum IMI 349063 is the source of this 1407-nucleotide messenger RNA. RefSeq lists its product as uncharacterized. The coding region runs from base 1 to 1407 and encodes 468 amino acids. The transcript has a single exon. The record is from RefSeq and is a predicted model, not a curated record. Lineage: Eukaryota; Fungi; Ascomycota; Sordariomycetes; Glomerellales; Glomerellaceae.